Paramecium octaurelia is the source of this 705-nucleotide messenger RNA. The record is from the annotation of a GenBank genome assembly. NCBI's taxonomy places the organism in Eukaryota, Ciliophora, Oligohymenophorea, Peniculida, Parameciidae.
AUGGAACUUCGAGAAGCCUUUAUAACAUUUCUCAAUUACAUUAAGAAUCAGUAACAGGUGACAUAAAUAUUGAAGAAUACAAUUGAUAAAAUAGUCACCCAAUUGCAAUCCAAAGCAACUGAUGGUGAAAUAAAAUAGCUUAUUUUCUAAUCAACAUCUCAUCACCAAAGAGUCAACUCUCAACCCACUAAACCUCCAUUGGUAGUCAAAUAGAAUGCGCUUAUUGGAUUGACGGCCUUCAAUUUAAAACCUCAGAGGAAAAUCUCAGAAUAAUAAAAAGUAGCAAUUCCUCAAGAUACUCGAUAACUAUAUAGCAACUUAGAAAUUCAAAUUAAUAAAUAAAAGCAACAGGAAAUACAUUCAGGCAAAUUUGAACCCAAAACCCUUUUACUUAAUGAUCUUAUGCUUUGUGUAAAGUAGUUCCAAUACAAUACAGAAACUCUCUCUCAAAUAUAUAGUCAUACUUCAGAAAUACAAACCGCCUAUGGUAUUCGAGUUAGCCAAGAUAUACAUGGAUCCGGUUAAAUCAAUCGAAAAGGAUCGAAUAAAUUAUUCGCUGGAUAUAAUAGUAAAUUGAUGAGUGAUGACCAGUUGGUUGCCAUCCAAAACAAUUUUCUUAUGAAAAAACAAAUAGUCAAAGGAUGUCCCUAAGACUACAUAAAUCAAUCCCCAUUGUUCAUGCAAAAGUAGAUCUUCUUAAUAUGA